AUGAGUAUACUUCUCCGCAUAUUAACAGCCGAAUUCCGUGCUCUUCGACUACCCCACAGGCCAAUGAGCGGACACGUCAUCUUUGUAAACCUCUUUGGCUGCAGAAAACCCGGCGUCAGCAUCUCUCGAACUGAUCGCGUAACAUCCCUCACGAAGGGGAUUCACAACCUCUCGCUUUCAAUGACUCGACCACUCGGUGGGUUUCUCCGCAAAAUUAAUUUCCGGUCGAUUCCAAGCAACGAUCUCUGUAGUAGAUCGGUUCCCUCUCCCUUACUGCUUCUCUGCUUCACGCCCAAUCCGACGAUAAAACUUCCCCCCCAAGGCAACGAUCCAACUAUCCAUCCAUCACCACGGCGACGAAACCCCGCUUUAAGAAAAGAGAUCCAGACAGACACUGAAGUGAACAAGCCGCUUUACAAAAAAAUACCUAAAUCCACCUCUACACUAAUUUUUAACUCUCUUCACUCCAAAACCGCGUUGGCGUCUCGAAAUAGUACUUUCCGCUACGCAAUCCUCCUAUAUUAUCUGGAGAGCGUUCUGCCUUACCGUCAUAACCAUGGGUCAUAUCAACAUUUUGAAUAUAUCUAUUUUUUGAGAGGGUGUUUUAUCUUCUUAAACCAGGCGGACUGGAUCCUUUGCUAUGAUUACCUGGUGUUCAGGCCAUUCCAGUGCAUGCAUUUGGGGUUAGUGGUUGCCACUUGGGAAUAUGUGAUCUGCACUACCAAUACUUGCUUUGGGAAGGCUAUGAACGUGUGGACAAUCCGUCCACUCUCCGUAUAUCAGUGUACUUCAGCAAUCCGAAAACUGUUUAGUACCUUUGGAAAGGCCUUGUACCUUAGGGUGUUGGAUGAAGAUUCUACACUGUCAGUGAACCUUCGAGCAGUGGGCCAGCCUUUGCAUUCACUAACUCGUCCAAGUGAAUUGAGUAGGACGUCCUCCCCUCUCUGGACGAAUAUCAUUGUGGAGGCGAUACACCUAGAUGCGCGCAAGACACUCAAGGGCGGAUAUGCCCAACUUCUAUCAAAUAACGGUACAGAUCUGCGCGUUACUGAUCUGGACGACCGCGAUGCCUUCAUGGAUGUGGUAGUCCACCCUUCAGAGGAGAGACUGUUCGAGCUCUACUUCCGCUGCAAGAUUCAGAGGGACAAAACGUACUACGUUGCCUUUCUUGGAGAUGGGGUGUAUGUACGGUCUUUAAGCUACUGGAUUAACGAGGUCUAUUUCCGCAAGAAAGCGGACUUCAAAACCAUACAGCGGCUUCUAUGUUGCGGAGCUGCCUUUUCCUUAAAUGUCCUCUCGAAAUUGUUUACAGAUAGCCCAGAUCUACUUAUCUCUAUCGGGAAAAAGGCUUUAAAUUAUGGAGCUCUUCAUGCAUUCCGCAGAUCCCUUGAGCUAGAGCAAGUCCGUAAAAUUUUACAGCCUCGCCUUAAGCUUCAAGAGGGGGAUAUGAAACAGGUUAUCGCUAGGAAAACACACAUGAGAGCGGCAAAUAUGGUAGAGGUGACAAUGGCGGGAGAUAGAACAGGUGCGAGCGGGAUGGAGGCCGAGACGGAAGCAUGUACUGACAUACUUCAAGGUUUGACAUCUCUCUUUGGAGGCUGA
Lindgomyces ingoldianus is the source of this 1602-nucleotide messenger RNA. RefSeq lists its product as uncharacterized. The coding region runs from base 1 to 1602 and encodes 533 amino acids. The transcript is spliced from 15 exons. The record is from RefSeq and is a predicted model, not a curated record. Lineage: Eukaryota; Fungi; Ascomycota; Dothideomycetes; Pleosporales; Lindgomycetaceae.